CUGUGCUUUAUUAGGCACUUGAAGUAGGAUUUGAACCUUUUAGACCAGAGGCCGGUGAGUGCUUGAGGUCAUGUACAGCCAACAGGUUUACCCUUCAUUUACUCCGAACCAUGAUAUCAUCCCAGAGGGGUUUGAGGAUUACUACCACCACUGCCAGGCCUUCUUCUCCCCAGCUGCGUGGCCAGAUAAUGGGGAUCUGGGGGGGCACCAGGCACAGGUCGUGGCUUGGAACCACGCUCCUCAGCCGGAGCCCCCUGGUCACGUCAAUCUCUGUGCGCCUCAAACUCAUCAGCUAAACAUGGAGACCCCCUGGAUGGUGGAGAGCCAGAAGAUCGAGGAGAGUGAGGAUUCUGAUGGAUCGGAAGAGGAGGAGAAGAGUCACCCAGUUCUCCAGUAUUGCCCCCGUGACUGUACUCCAGCCUUCUGGCCGGGGAGCCCCAAUUUUUCCAGCCAGACCCAGAAAAACGCCAACGUUCCAGGCUCCGAUUUGUAUCCGACACCGCCCAACACACCGGUGGAGACGCUGGCAUUUAACCUGGAGAGUAGCUGCUCCACCGAAGAGGUGGCCAAAGGGAGCGACUCGCUUGCCAGCCAGGCCAUGACCAGCACGGGGGCCCAGAAGAAGAUUUUGUCUGACAAACUGAAGGACACGCUGGAAAUGCUCAGUGAGAUGGAAAUUGAGCAGUUUGCUAGGAACCUGAAGCAGAAGCGGUUGAAUAUGGGCUUUACACAAGCAGAUGUUUGCUACGCCAUGGAACUUUUGUAUGGAAAGGCGUAUAGCCAAACAACGAUCUGUAGGUUUGAAUCAUUCCAGCUAAGUUACAAGAAUAUGUGCCGGAUUAAACCCUUUCUACAUCGCUGGCUGCAAGACGCUGAAAACAAAGAGAGCCACCAAGAGCUGAUCAGGCAGGCACAGGCGCUGGCUCAGUCCCGGAAGAGGAAACGAAGGACAGGCAUCGACGGCUUUGCGAGAGAGAGCCUGGAGACUUAUUUUAUGAACUACCCCAAACCAUGUCCCAAGGAAUUGGAACGGAUUGCUGAGGAGCUGCAUAUGGAGAAGGAUGUGGUCCGUGUGUGGUUCUGUAAUCGCCGUCAGAAGAGGAGGUGUCUGGUUUUGAAGGAGCUUAGUAACCAAGGUUAUGAACCGCAACAUAUCGUCCAUCAUGUUGGAGUUUUUUCUCAUCAGAUGCCAUUUCCAGGGUAUACGUCUGGGUCGCCACCAAUGUACAACCCUUCUUUUUACCACAAAAACGACAUGUUUCAACAACCUGCGCCUUACGGAAUGCAGUUUGGAAACCAAAUCUUCUAACUUUGAGUCUAAGACUUCUUUGAAAUGGAACUACUGGCCUUCCCUGCUUGUACCAAUAUUGUGUUCUGGCUCCAGUGUGAAGAUCUUUUAUAUUGUAACUUGCAUUUUAGACACUUUUUAAUGCUUUGCAAGACUCUUGAGCGUCUCUAAUUUUUAAUCUCAGGUUUGCCACUGUUUACCUUUUUCGAGCUACAAAGUGGAUGUCUCUCCUUCCUUAAAUUAGGUGUUGAUUAGGAAGAGCUCAUGGUCUUUGUUAUCAAAUGAGAAGAUCUAAUAUGGUGUGAAGUGGCUUGUUGGGAGGGUUUUAUUCUGUUUACCUAUUUUAAAAUGCCUUCCACGUCAACCAAUUGUAAUAUUCAUUGCUAGCCAGGUUGGAAUUGGAAGGACCUUCUGAAGUUUGGAUAUCGGGUACCUGGCUCCCAGCUUGAGGCUUAUGGAGGAGUAGCUAUAGAGAUGGCCUUUUUUGAGUUAGGA
This is a messenger RNA of Rana temporaria (common frog), 1783 nucleotides long. RefSeq names its product POU domain, class 5, transcription factor 1.1-like. Lineage: Eukaryota; Metazoa; Chordata; Amphibia; Anura; Ranidae. The record is from RefSeq and is a predicted model, not a curated record. Bases 71 to 1309 code for a protein of 412 amino acids. Gene Ontology annotation, biological process: regulation of transcription by RNA polymerase II. Gene Ontology annotation, molecular function: DNA-binding transcription factor activity, RNA polymerase II-specific; RNA polymerase II cis-regulatory region sequence-specific DNA binding. The transcript is spliced from 5 exons.